Xenia sp. Carnegie-2017 is the source of this 2671-nucleotide messenger RNA. RefSeq lists its product as uncharacterized. NCBI's taxonomy places the organism in Eukaryota, Metazoa, Cnidaria, Anthozoa, Malacalcyonacea, Xeniidae. Gene Ontology annotation, molecular function: protein binding. Bases 643 to 2346 code for a protein of 567 amino acids. The transcript is spliced from 6 exons. The record is from RefSeq and is a predicted model, not a curated record.
UGACUUUAAAUACAUUCUGUUCUGUGAAAACAAUGAAUGCCAUCAACUUUGGCUUCAAUACAUUUGACAUGUAUAUUAAUUUGGUGUCAUGAACCGACAGUGUCAGUGACAUUACAAAUAAAGGAUUAUCGAACGAAAUAAAAGUUUCGUAAAUAUGGCUAAUGAUCGAGAUUUGGAAAUGGCUUGGAGCGAUUCCAUAUUUCCCCUCAAGGAUUUUAUUGAAUUGUAUCGACUUCCUCAAAUGGUUCAGGUUUGCGAUGGUUGGUAUGGCGAGGCUGAGGAAGCCAUAGAGGUAUCACAAGGUGACGUACUUCUACUCCAUACCUAUAAAGAAACUUCUUGUUUUGUGGCCUCGACUGAAUAUGGUAAAAAAGUAAAUAUUCCUUUGAACUUAACAAAGAAAGUUUAUGUAUAUUACGAGAAGUCAUUAAAGGAUGUCAAGUCCAAGAACAUAUCACCCGAACGUCUUCGCGAUGUAUUUCCUCAUAAAUACUCAAGUGUUCGCCUUCAAUGCGAUCUUAAAACUGUCUGGAUAAGAAAGAUAUUUAUCAAGCUGGCGAUACUUUACAGGUUGUAAAAUUUGACGUCUCGCGGAAGCAGUUAGUUUGCUUGAAUAAGAAGAAUUUCUACGUCAAUUUCAAGAUGAGCAAAAUUUGCCAUUUAAUGGUAACAGAUGCCACUAUCGAUCCCAUUUUACUCGCUGAUGUACCUAAACAAUUCAAAUUACCCCUAACGGUACGGUUUGUGCAACACGAUAAGUUGCCAGGUUUGAUUCAUUUGAAAGAAAUUGUUACCACGAAAAUUGUAGUUGCAACUUUGGGAAACGAAGAAUACCAAUCACUGCUGACAUUUCCAUCAACUCUGGAUAUUACAAUGAGCCCUCCUGCGAAAGAGACCAUGCUUCAUCCUGAGUACUGCGAGUUCGUUAAUGGAAUUAACAAAGGAAUUCACAUGGAAGGCGUUGAUGAGGAACUCAAGGGCUGUGAGAUGUACGAGACUGUCGAAGAGUUAAACAUUAAGGCCGUUCCAUAUUCUGUAUUCAAUUUUAAAAAGCUAAAUAUUGAAACAGACAACAUCGAUGAUAAUGAUUAUGAAGUAAUACCUGAUGACACUUUGCGUCCUAUCAAUAAAAAAAAACUCUCUGAUGUACCUCAUGGAUCUUGGCGAUCAAAAGAUUCUCAGAUAGAAAACAAUAAAACUUACCCUGAAGUACCUUAUAAGUCUUGGCCAUCAAACGAUUCCUUCAAAGGAAACGAUAAUGCAAAUAAAACUUACCCUGAAGUACCUCAUAAAUCUUGGCAAUCAAAGGAUUCCUACAAAGGAAACGAUGAUGCAAAUGAAAUUUACGCUGAAGUACCUCAUAAAUCUUGGCAAUCAAAGGAUUCCUACAAAGGAAACGAUGAUGCAAAUGAAACGUACCCUGAAGUACCUCAUAAAUCUUUGCAACCAAAGGAUUCCUACAAAGGAAACGAUGAUGCAAAUGAAACUUACCCUGAAAUACCUCAUAAAUCUUGGCCAUCAAAAGAUUCCUACAAAGGAAACGAUGAUGCAAAUGAAAUUUACACUGAAGUACCUCAUAAAUCUUGGCAAUCAAAGGAUUUCUACAAAGGAAACGAUGAUGCAAUUGAAACGUACCCUGAAGUACCUCAUAAAUCUUGGCAAUCAAAGGAUUCCUACAAAGGAAACGAUGAUGCAAAUGAAACUUACCCUGAAGUACCUCAUAAAUCUUGGCAAUCAAAGCAUUCUUCCAAAGAUAUAGACGACACCCAUGACUAUGAAGAAAUGUCCAAUAAAACCUUGCCCCCGAUAUCCAAGAAACGAAAACCUCCCGAUAUUCCUCAUUAUCAUUCCCCUUGUCAAUCAAAGGAAACAGGCGAUUUCUAUAAUCAUGCACCGUCUGAAGGAAAGCAUGCAGCAAUGGAUAGAUCUACAUUGCAAGAUAAAGAUCGACAAUCACGCUCAAAAUUUCCAUCAUAUUCAGCCAAAAGACAUCAUGAAAAUAUCAUGAAGAAACUUAGAAAAGAAAUUGAAACGUUCUCGAGGAGACAAUCUGAGGAUGACGAGGAAAUGGAUUCUGAGGAGUACAUGAUACCAAAGGGGGAAAGGAGAACGAAGCCACUUGUCAAAAAAGUAGAAGACUUCACAGUCAACGAAAUCUGCAAUUUUUUAAAAGAUUUAAAUCUCUCGCAAUACUGCGACCGUUUUAGAAAAGAACAGGUCGACGGAAAGAUGCUUCGUGAUUUGGACGAGGAAACAUUGAAAUCCCACUUUAAAAUGAGCUCUUUUCACACACAGAAAUUAAAGAAGGCUGUGAACGAGAAUUGGAGACCUUCCGUCGGUGAAUAGAGGAGGAGACUGCAACACGCUAAAAGCAAUAAAAUGUGUUUGCAGCUGUAUUCACUCAAGAAUCUAACAAAUAUGUAAAAGUGUCUAGAAUUUUCAAGUUCAGGAAUGCUAACAAAAUUGGAGCUUUUAUCACUAGAUUGCUUCUUUUAUCACAAGCUUCUUGAUGCGCUGUUUGUUUUCAAGCAAGUCUUUCAUCGUAAUAAACCUACAUGUAGUUAAGGGCAUAGAUGAGUUUUCUGUAACUCAAACUGUAUGUAUUUGUAACUGUACAGUAUUUUGUAUAUUAAAAACGUUUACCGGGUAGAGAGAAACUAUUGACUUUAAA